GCUGCACAGUCAGACAUGAGGCACAUCCUUAAGCCUCUCUGCAUCCUCAGGUAUGAUGCCGGCAGGGAUGGCUUCAUCGACCUGAUGGAACUGAAACUCAUGAUGGAGAAACUGGGGGCCCCCCAGACUCACCUGGGCCUGAAGAGCAUGAUCAACGAGGUUGAUGAGGAUUUUGACAGCAAACUCAGCUUCCGGGAGUUCCUUCUGAUCUUCCGCAAGGCAGCAGCAGGAGAGUUGCAGGAAGACAGUGGCCUGCACGUCCUGGCCCGCCUCUCUGAGAUCGAUGUCUCCACAGAGGGUGUUAAGGGUGCCAAGAACUUCUUCGAGGCCAAGGUCCAGGCCAUCAACGUGUCCAGCCGCUUUGAAGAGGAGAUCAAAGCUGAGCAAGAGGAAAGGAAGAAGCAGGCUGAGGAGGUGAAGCAGCGGAAGGCGGCCUUUAAGGAGCUACAGUCCACCUUCAAGUAGCCAGGGCUAAGGCCCAGACCUGGCCCUGCCCGGAGAGCAGUCUGGGGACAUGGGUGGGUACAGGAGACCUAUGGGAGACAAGCCUGAGUCCUGGUCUGUGGGGGCCAGGACCACUACUAAACUCUAAACUGUC
Messenger RNA from Onychomys torridus (southern grasshopper mouse), 598 nucleotides. It is a transcript of the gene Efhd2, whose product is annotated as EF-hand domain family member D2. The coding region runs from base 16 to 465 and encodes 149 amino acids. The transcript has 3 exons. NCBI's taxonomy places the organism in Eukaryota, Metazoa, Chordata, Mammalia, Rodentia, Cricetidae. The record is from RefSeq and is a predicted model, not a curated record. Gene Ontology annotation, molecular function: calcium ion binding.